AUGCAGUACGACCAGCAGUCAGAAGCGAACAAAGCCAAGCUUUUGGCCAUGGCCAAGCAGCACGGUAACAAGGAGUGUGCAGACUGCACCUCUCGCUCUGUCAAAUGGGCGUGCUUUAACCACGGCACCUUUGUCUGUAUUAAGUGCUCGGGAAUACAUCGGAGUCUAGGACGGCACAUUUCCAAGGUCAAAUCGCUCACCCUUGACAAGUGGACUGCCGAGGAGAUGGCAGGGAUGCGAGGCAAUUUAGCGGCUAAUUCAGAAUACCUGUACAACCUACCUGAUGGUCUAAGUAAGCCAGACGAGAACGACGAUACAGGAAGGCGUAAGUGGAUAGAGAGAAAGUAUGUUAAACAGGAGUGGGCUCGCCGUCCAGACCAACCCCCGGGGCAGGGUGCUAUGGAGAAGCAAGGGAUGCAGUCCACCCCUUCUCUCCCAGAGGUCUCGUCCACAUCAUCCAUACAGACAGGACCACUUCAACCUCAAGGCCUACCGUCUCAAUCGACUCUCCAGCCUCAGCUGCAGCAGACCCUGUUUUCCACGCCCCAGCAGCCGUAUCAGAACGCUCCUCAGCCAACUCUUCAGUACCCUGCUCCUGGCUCUGUGUCCGGAGGUCUUCAACAGGCUGCCAUCCCUGUCGCUUCACCUUAUCAACUGGGCCAGCUUGCUACACCAUCAACCUUACCAGGGCUUCAGCCCGCUACGCAGCAGCAGCAGAGCCAUCACGAGAUGAUCCAGAAAAUAAUCGAGCAGCAGAACCAAUACAUGCAGCAGUAUCAGCAGUAUCAGCAACAGGCACAGCAAGUGCAGAUACAGCAAGCAUCGCAGCAAUACCAACAGCAAUAUUAUCAACCGCAGCAGCAGGCCCUGCAGGUGCAGCCACUGCCGGUGCAGCAGCAAUAUCAGCAGACCCCGGCCUCUAUGUACCAGCAGUUCAAGAUUUAA
Messenger RNA from Giardia duodenalis, 945 nucleotides. Its product is annotated as putative GTPase activating protein for Arf. Gene Ontology annotation, molecular function: GTPase activator activity. The record is from RefSeq and is a predicted model, not a curated record. NCBI's taxonomy places the organism in Eukaryota, Fornicata, Diplomonadida, Hexamitidae. Bases 1 to 945 code for a protein of 314 amino acids. The transcript has a single exon.